This is a messenger RNA of Exaiptasia diaphana, 1805 nucleotides long. RefSeq names its product F-box only protein 15. The record is from RefSeq and is a predicted model, not a curated record. NCBI's taxonomy places the organism in Eukaryota, Metazoa, Cnidaria, Anthozoa, Actiniaria, Aiptasiidae. The transcript is spliced from 16 exons. The coding region runs from base 108 to 1616 and encodes 502 amino acids. Gene Ontology annotation, molecular function: protein binding.
AACAAGAUGGCGGACUACACAGCCAUGACAACAUCAAAAACUGAUUUGAAAUGGAGUUAAUAGUCACGUUAAUCUAGUCCAAAAGUUCUUUUAAGUAAUAGUUAUGGAUGGUUUGUAGUAUGAGCAGUCAAAGACAUCAGCAGCAUCUGUCAACCUACUUGAAAACAAAGAAAAACAGCCCAGCAAAAGUGAGCAAAAAUUUACAGUCAUGUCCAAAAUCAACUGGGACCUGUUGCUCUCAAAAAUCCAAAACAGAAAGACAGCCUUUAUCGAGUUUGAAAACUCAUUCAGUACAGAAGCAUAUUCACAGAAUACAGAAAAAAAAUGAGGACCAUAUUAACAGUCUCCCUGAUGAAACUUUGUUCAAGAUUUUUGGGUAUUUGAGUUUGUCUGAAUUACUUAUUUGUGCUCAAGUCUGCUGUAGAUGGUCAACUCUUUCUAAAGACAGGUCAAUAUGGGAGCAGGGCAUUUUUCUAAGUCUUCCUCAAGAAGUAAGAAAACUGUUUUCAUUUGAUGAAACAAAGGAAGAGAACUUCAACUGGAAAAAGCAAAUUAUCAAAAGAUGUAUUAGUGCAAGAAACAGCAAGUUUGCAUCCUCAAAGAAAAAAGUCAAUCCAUAUACUUGUCUCCAAGCUGACGUUCAAAAUAUUCUCAAAAAUCUUUGUGUGAGUUGGAAGAUUUGCUUCACAGACACCAGAGGAAGAGAACACUGGGCAACAUCCUCUGAAGCAACAUAUUUUACCUCCUCUGUGUCUGUGAGGUGGCUUUCUUUACAGCUACCAUCUUUGCCACAGCUUAAAACAAUGAGAUUGUUUUCUUGUGUGCCAGUUUUCUUUAACAAAGCUUGGAAACCCCAUAAGAAAAGUAGUACAACACACUCCCUUUUAAUGGACUUUGACUUGAAAGAAAAAGGUUACACAUUAUCAAAAGACAAGUCUGAUGCAGAAGGUGACAUGAUAUCAGCACAUUUUAUUUAUCCUGAACUGAUACUUGCCUGUUGGACUUCUUCAUGGAAGGAUGGUGGAGAAGUUGCAUUUAUUACUGCCUGCUUACACUACAAUAAUCUUCUUAAAAGAGCUUUACUUGGGUCCUUUUCCAAUAUCUUCCAAGCACCACUCCACAAGCCAGUUUUGGAUGACGUUGACUCUCAGUAUGGCCUUCAUGGUUACUCUGCUAUGGUUGAACUCAGAAACCACAAAGCAUCCUACUGGAGUCACCAAUUCAGAGACCUUAACUAUAGCAACAUGACUUCAAAUUGCAUCAUACUGCGUGAUUUCCCAAAUGGAUCUUUUAGUAAGAAGAUCACACUACCAUGGAAAACAGAAUUGUUCAGGAACACUUUGCAGGAUGUCUGUAUUUUAGAUUUUACGAUUCUAGAUGAACACAGAAAGCCAAUGUGGUGUAAAAGCUCUCCUGUUAAAGUUCAUCAAAAUGAAAAUCCUGAUGUGAACUAUUCUUCUGAAGGUGAUUGCUUUUAUAUAACAUACUCUGAUGACAAAGGUACUUUACGCUUGGAUUUGACCUGGAAUUCAAAUGAAGACCAAACUCGUGUUGUAGCAGUUGAGUUUUUACUGCUGAAAUCAUUUGUUAACCAAUGGUUUGGAAGAUCGUAUUGAUUCUCUUUAUGUAUUUAUUAAAUAAAAAAAUAAUUGUGAAUAUAUGGAGAUUAAAUUAAAUCGCAAAAAUCGUGAAACAAUAACGGGUGCACAGGAUACUAGACGGAGAUGUACUUAAUUUGUAUAAAAUUUUGUGUAAAUAUGUUUUUCUAUGGAAAAUAUAGAAAAUUAAAGGGAAGUUAUAUAGUG